GUUUAGGCUUAACAAAAAAAAAAAAGAGUGAAAAAUUAAAAUUGAAAAAAAAAAAUGUUUUAAUGUUUAAAUUUUAAUUUAAUUAUUUUUAUUGUUUCAUCAAUUAUUUUGUAUUCUUAAAUAAAUACCAAAGUUUUAAAUAAAACGCGAGCGUUGGUAAACACAACACCAAAAAAAAAAAAUGCAAAUUAAAUUUAUUAAGGAAUUUUUUUUUAGAAUUGUUUUUACUCUAAUAACGUUGAAAUCUUCAAAUUUGAAUUAAAAAAUUUUAAUUAAUUUAAUUAAAUUUAUUUUUAUAUCGUAUUAUUGUUUACGGUUGAAUAAACACAAUUUUGAAGAAGAAGUAAUAAAACCAGAAUCACGAACUCGAGGAAUAUAUAUAACAGAAACAACAACAAUAAUAACAAAAAAAAAUCAGAGAAAAACAAGAGAAUACAAAAAAAUAACCAUGAACCCAAAUUGGUACUAAAAAAGGAAAUUUUUGUUAAUGAAAAUUUGUUAUUUUCUCGUUCUUUAUUUUUAAGAUUUUAUUUUUAUUUUUUGUUUUUCUUGUUUAAUUUUCUUGUUUUUUUUUUGUUUCAAUGUUUUUUAAAUAGUAAAGUAAAGAAACAAAAUAUACAUACAUAUAAAACGGUUGUGUAUAGUUAAUACUUAUAUAUAUAUAUAUUAAAAUAUAUGGUACAUACAUAUUAUAUAUGUAUAUGUAUAAAAUAACAAAAAAAAAAAAAAAGGAAAAUAAACUGAAAUUCUUAAAGGACAUACACACUCAUACAUAUGCAUAAAAUUUUGUAUAUGAAACUUCAUCAUUAAACAUAUGUAACUCCAAAAUAUAUAUAUAUAUAUAUAUAGAUAAUAAUGUGUAUAUAAUACACAAAAUAUUUAUAUUUAUAUACUAUAUAUUUUAUCUUUCAUUUAUAUAUACUAUAUAUAUAGCGAAGAAAAUAAAUAUUACAACAUUAUAAUAUAAAAUAAAUUUUAUAUAUUUGAAGAUUCACAUAAUGCUGGGAAAAUGAACGCGCAUUUUGAAUCGUUAUUAAGAUUUAAGACGUACAUGGUUGUUAUUAAUUUGAGAUAAUAAAGAAUUUCUUUUUUCUCUUAUUUUCUUUCAACACAAUAUGACGAUAUUAUAGAAAGAAUAUAGAAAAAAAAAAUCGAUUAAUUUAGAAAAAUUUAAACAAAAAACAAGAAAAAAAAAGUUAUAAACUCCAAUGGCUUUUUAUCCUACGUGGCAAACUGAUCCUCCUCAAAGUUGGCAAAAUCAUUUUAUACAACAGUUACCACAUCAAAAUCAGCCACCAUAUGCACCUUUAAGCUCUUUAGAUUUUCAACCUCAGAGCUACUCAUACCAGCAUCAAAAUGGGUAUAUUCAACCUGGCCUUGGAUUUCCAGAUCCAAAUUAUGGUAGAUCAUAUGUAACACCUGUUCAUCAAAGAUAUGAUUUACAAAAUCAACAUUUACCAUCAACUGCAGUUGCUGCCGCUGCUGUUGCUGUUAGUGAUCCAACGCAAAAUCUUGGAAUUUCAUCUGGUGUUGGUUAUCCUAGUCAAAUAUCAAAUGUUGCACCUACUGUUUUUCCAUCGCAUACAUUUCAAGAAAGAAAUAAAGCAACAGUACCAACAUCAGAACCAAACAGUAUUGGUUUUCAACCCGUUAAUAAUAAUAUAAGUCAACGUUCUUUUAAUUAUGGUAGUCAUUAUUUGGAUCUCAAUUUGUCGCAAGGACAAACAAUUUUGCCUGAACACCAGCAGCAACAUCAAACGUCACAACAACAACAGCAACAACAACAACAGCAACAACAACAACAGCAACAACAACAGCAGCAACAACAACAACAGCAGCAGCAACCACAACAACCGCAACAACAGCAGCUUCAACAGCAACAAAUCCAACAACAAACACAACCACAAUCUCAACAAUCACAGCAACAGCAGCAGCAAUCACAACAGCAACAGCAAUCAUCCAAUUUACUCCAUCAACAGCAACAACAAUCAUCACAACAAGCUAUUCAAAAUAAAACAUCAUCUCAUCCCCAAACAGAUCAUCUUAGUUUUAAUAAUUGUAAGCAAAAUAAUGCGACUACUCGCCCACCAACAACUCAAACACCUUCUGGAAACUGUGAUAAUCAAAUGCAACAGCAACCACAACUUCAAACGCAGCAACAACAACAAUUUCAACAACAAAAAGAGAAGCAAAAUAUAGCAAUGGCACAAAAUGCAGUUUUAAACAAUAAUAUGCAUUCAACAUAUGAACAAAUGUAUCAUCAUCAAAUGCCAAAUUAUAAUCCUUCAUUAGGAAUUAAUUCGCAUUCUAUUGAUUCACUUCAAUCUUUAGUCACAAAUCCUAGUCUUAUUAAUAACAAUACUACUGCAAAUCAGAUUCAACCGUCAAAUAUAAAACCGAUAAUCGGUCAUACGCCACAUAAAUCAAAUAAUCCUCAAGCUUCUCAUGUUUCUAAUAAUACAAGUACAACUCAUAAUUUAUUCACACCGCACAAUCUCAAUUUAUCUCACAAUCCUCAAAAUUCAAAUCAUGCCGCACAAAUAAAUCAAAAUACUCAUAACAAUAAUAACAAUAAUUCAUCUAAAAAUAAUUGGAGAUCUCAACAACAAGACUUUAGUACAAAUGAUUCUUUUAGUAAUAAGUCAGAAUCAAAUAGCUUGAACCCUAAAAUGUUGGAUAAAAAACAUUCCAUAAAUUACGAAAAUCGAGGAGAAAACGUUCAAACUCCAUGUCCUACAAUUAAAACUGAAAUUAUCGAUGAAAAAUCUAGAACUAUGGGAAAUGCAAACAACUCUAUGAAUCAACACCAGCAUGUUGCUGAAAAUUUUCAAAAUUACCAUCGACCAUUCGUUCAAAAUGUCCCUAAUAUUAAAAAUGAAAUGCAACAAAUGCAACGUAUAAACGCACCUAACUUAACAAAUCAACAAAUGAAUAUGAAAAGUAUCACAAAAACUGAAAAUGACUACAAUAUAUGGAAUCCUCUUGAAAACCAACCUGUUAAAAAAACUAGCGAACGCUUUUCUUCCUUUAAUGAACCGGCCAAAGAACCAAAACAAGAGCAAUUUUCACAAUAUAAGCCAUAUAUGAAUGUGAUAGAUGAAAAAGCUUCAAAUCAUAAAAAUAAUUCUAAUGAAGGUAUUCUUUCUUCUAUGGUACAACAUCAACAUAUUGCACAGCACAACACUAUAAAAGAUCCACUAACAAAUAAUAUGCCAUAUACAGUUGGAAAUUAUACAGGUAAAAACCCACAUCAAAAACAAGUUUAUAAUCAACAUCACCCUCAAGCUAUGCCACACCAACUAAAUCCACCCGCUAAUGUCCACCCGAAAUCUCAAACUGAUAUAACAACUUUAGAGAGUCCGGAAAAAAAUUACCAAAACUUUAUUCAAUAUGCUGAUUAUUGUCAAAAUGAGGUUCAGAAUCAAAAUUCGAAUCAAAAUAAAAUGUUAUCAAAUGAAGUAUCACAUCAUCCGCAACAUCCAUCACAAAUAUUACAACAACCUGGUACUGCUUCUUAUCGCGGACCAAUGUUUAAUCCGUUGUAUUAUGGUCAAGAAACAAACCAAAAUAAUCCCAAUUUUGAAAAGAAGCUUCUAGAUCAAAGUCAAAUAAAAACAGAACCAGGUUUAGAUUUAAAAGAACCACAUUAUCAUCCACAGCGUUUAAAUCAUCAGCAACCUCAUUAUCAACAGGAUAUUAAGAACAUUCAACAAACCAUGCAAAAAUUUGAUCCACAAAUGCCGCUCUCAACAAAUAAUUCUCAACAACAUUUAAUACCAGAAAAUAACCAAUACAAUUCGCGAAAUGAAUAUCAGCAAAUCAUACCAAAUAUGCACCCACAUCAUAAAAUGUCUCAUUUAGAUAGUAGAUACCCAUUUAAAGGUGAAGGGGGCCCAGCCGCUAUUAAAGACGUAGUUGGAUUCUCCUGUUGUAGACAAGGAGGUAUACAUACGCCAACUAGUGAACAUUUACAAGGUGGAUUUUGUAGCGGAAUGCAGACGAAAGAUGAAGUUCUAUUGGAAGAGGGAGAAGAAGAAAAUGAAAAACCCGUAAUUAAACAAGAACCCGGUAAUGGAACUGAAACCGAAACUAUUAAAACUGAAACUAUGGUUCCUUUGCUUGACACAUCAGAUAGAUUGGAAAAGGGAAACAAACCUGAAAUUCCUGAAUGUGAUUGCUUUUCUUCAGAUAAAAGUCCUCCUGAACCAGGAAGUUAUUAUACUCAUUUAGGAUCCUCGGCUACCCUUUCCGAGCUAAGAAAAGAAAUUGAAGAUCGUUGCGGUCUCUCGGGUAGGCAGUUAAGAAUCGAAAAAAUUUUGUACACAGGAAAAGAAGGCAAAACAACUCAAGGAUGUCCUCUCGCAAAAUGGAUUAUUAGAAGAGUUGAUCCUGAAGAAAAAAUGCUUGUUGUUGUAAAAAAACGACAAGGGCACAAAUGUAAUGCCACUUUCAUAAUUGUUUGUCUUGUUGUUUGGGAUGGUAUGCCAAGAUACGAAGCAGACAUGGCAUAUGAUAAACUAAUAGGUAAACUAAAUAAAUUUGGCUUACCAACAACUCGUCGUUGUGCGACAAACGAAAAUAGAACGUGUGCUUGUCAAGGUCUUGAUCCAGAAUCUUCUGGAGCAUCCUACAGUUUUGGUUGUUCCUGGUCUAUGUAUUAUAAUGGUUGUAAAUACGCUCGCUCAAAAACUGUUCGAAAAUUUAGGCUAUCAGUUAAAAACGAAGAAAUAGAAAUCGAAAAACAUAUGAAUUCCUUAGCAACAAUCUUAGCACCUUUAUUUCAUAGGGUAGUACCAAAGUCUUAUGAUAACCAUGUCAGAUAUGAAAAAGAAGCGCCUGAAUGUCGACUUGGGUUAAAACCUGGUAAACCAUUUUCAGGUGUUACAGCUUGCCUUGAUUUCUGUGCUCAUGCUCAUAGAGAUUUACAUAAUAUGCAAGAUGGUUGUACGGUUCAAGUAACUCUGUUAAAGCCAUCAAACAGAGAUAUUAAAACACCAGAUGAUGAACAAUUCCAUGUGCUUCCAUUAUACACUAUGGAUACUACAGAUGAGUUCGAAAACGCCGAUGCUCAAAAAGAAAAAAACAAAACUGGUGCAGUUCAAACCCUUGAAAAAUAUUCGUGCGAAGUUCGAGUACGUUCUACUCCUUUGCAGCCAUGCCGAAGGCACGGUAAAAAAAGAGUUAACGGAAAAGAGAUUGAAGAGUUUGAUGAAACCCCUAUAAAAAAAGAAAUGUUGCCAAAUGACUCACCAGGCUCUCCUACAACUACAAAAAAAGAUGCCUGUAAAAUUAAACCCAAGCAAAAAUCGAACUCAAUAGACAUAAGUACGACGAAUGAUCAAAGUUCAGAAUCGUCGCAACCGCCAACUCCACAACAGCCACCGUUGCAGCAACAACAACAACCACAGCAACAGCAACAACAACAACAGUCACAACUACCGUCACAACAACCACCACAACAAUUACAGCAAUCACCUCAACAACAGUUUAACAUUCAAGAAAAAAUUCAGCAGGGUCAUCAAACAAUACCUCAGCCAUCUACAACUCCAAUUAAGCGAAAUACACCACCUCCGUCACGGGGUCCAACUCCUGUGACAAAUUUUCAAAAUCAAACAACGCCUAGCCCUUUUACAACUGCAGCGCCAACAAAUCAAACAGCUGCUCAGAUGCAUAUGUCUACCAAUUCUAGUCUUUUAAAUAUGGCAACUAUGAUCGACAAUUUCACGGAUGCCCAACUUCAGUCAAAUCAAAUAUCGAGUACUGUGUUAGACUCUCCAUACUCCUAUGACUACCAGACAGGCUCUUAUAUUGAAAACCGUAACUAUUAUAACAACUGGUCUUCCACGCCAACUGCGCAAGCUCCUGCCACGCCAAUAACACCAAAUCAGACAUCUUUGCCAAAUAACAAUCCUAAUUUGGAACAACAUAAUACACCCAUAAAUAAUGAAACUCCUCAAAUGCAAAUGAUGCAGCACAAUAAUGGUAAUUCAAAUACGAAUCAGCAACAGCAGCCGCAGCCGCAACAACAACAGCACCAACAGCAACAACAGCCACAACAGCCACAACAGCCACAACAACCACAACAGCAACACUCAUACGCAUCUGGUUAUUCUGGAAAUUAUUUUAUGAACUCAUCUUCGCCAACUUCGACAUACGAACACUCUACUCCGCCACAAAUUCGGCCGAAUUAUAAUGUUGAUGCACAAACAAUGGAUGUUAAAAAUAAGGGGAAUAUUGAAGAUAAUCCUGAUUCGACCACAUAUUUAAAUGAAGUGAAGAACGCUAAUCAAGCGUCUAUGGCACAUGAAAACGAAACUAAGCCUGUAGUCAACAAUAAUUUUGUAAAACCAAGAAGUUUCCAAGACCAUCAGUUUCCCCACCAAUAUCCUAAUAACUUUCAAAUGUAUCCGUCACAUCAUCCAGUACCACCCCCAAAUGCCGGUAAUUACCCACCAUUUGAUUCGUAUCCAAAUAUGAAUUAUAACUAUAACUACCGUCAUCAAACAUAUAACCGUUUUAAUAAUGUGUAUCCGCAACCACCGCCUACAGUUCCACCACCUCUAGGACCCCCUACUUCUCCAUGGAACUUAUACCCUUCUUCGACUUCGGAACAUUCUUUUGGUACUCCGCAAUAUUAUAGAAUGCACCAAGAAAAAACUUAUACACAACUAACACCAAAUAUGCAUCCUCAUCAAAAUGAAAUCCCACCACCACCCCAACAUAACCCAAUGCUUACACAACAGCCACAACCGCCAAAUGAAUGCAAACCAACUGUUAAAGUAGAACCAAUAGGUGAAGUAACAGAAGUUAAUGACAAUCUUGAAGCAUUUUCCGAUUCACAAAUGGGUGGGGUAGCAAUUGCUUUAAAUCAUGGAAGUGUUUUAAUUGAAUGCGCUAAACAUGAAAUGCAUGCAACUACUGCGUUAAAGAAACCAAAUAGGUUACAUCCAACUAGAAUGACACUUAUUUUCUAUCAACAUAGAAAUCUAAAUAGAUCCAGGCACGGAAUUGAUGAAUGGGAAGAAAAGAUGCGUAUUAAAAAACAUAAUAUGGAGGUUGAAGCAAAAACCAAAAAGAAAAAUUCCAAAUCAGACAUAAAAUCGGAAAUUAACAUUAAAAUGGAAAUAUCUAGUGAUGAAAAAUCAAACAUGAAUUCGGAAAACGAUAUCUCAGAAAAUUCAAAUCCUUUGAAUGAUGAACAAAGUAAAUCAAAUGACAAAAACGGUGCUGAUUCCAAAAAUGGUUCAACUGGUGAAGGUGAUCCAAAAAAUGAUAAACUUGUUAUACGAGCACCAACGUUAACUACAACCUCUUGGACUACAUUAUUUCCAAUGCAUCCUUGUGUAAUAACCGGCCCUUACCAAGAGGGUAACACUAAUAACAACAACAACAAUAAUAACAAUAACAACGGUAAUAAUAGUAACACUAAUAAUAAUAAUAAUGGUAAUAGUAGCAAUAAUGGUAAUAAUAAUAGUAAUAAUAAUAAUAAUAAUAACAAUAACAAUAGUAACAAUAACUGCAAUAAUAUAAACAAUAACGGUAAUACUAACAAUCUUAAUACUGGUAACAGUAAUAAUAAUAAUAUCAUAAAUAAUGGUAACAAUAGUAACAUGAAUAGCAGUAAUAUUAACAGUUCUAAUGGAAGUAACAAUAAUAACAAUAGUAAUAUUCAGUCUUCAGCUACCUCAAUCAAAACUUAAAUUAAAUGAAAAAAAAAUUUAAAACGACAACACCCUUAAUAAAUCUUAAAAAAAAAAACAAAUUAAAAAAAAAAAACAGUAUUGCAUAUUCAAAGAAUAAAUUUUUUUCGAAAGUCACUAAUAUUAUUUUUUUAAUUUUGUGAAUAUUAUUUUUAUAAAUUAUGACAUGUGAAUAAUUAAAAAUAUUUAGUUUCCAAAUCGUAUAAAAUUUCAAAUUUCCAAAAUUAAAUGUUUCAAAAAUUAUAUUAAAAGCGUUGUUUGUUCAUCAGACAAU
Molecule: messenger RNA, 7974 nt
Organism: Condylostylus longicornis
Lineage: Eukaryota; Metazoa; Arthropoda; Insecta; Diptera; Dolichopodidae
Product: methylcytosine dioxygenase TET-like
Exons: 9
Coding region: 1209-7700 (2163 amino acids)
Biological process (GO): oxidative demethylation; positive regulation of transcription by RNA polymerase II
Cellular component (GO): nucleus
Molecular function (GO): DNA 5-methylcytosine dioxygenase activity
Source: RefSeq, a predicted model, not a curated record